UUCACCGUGUUAGCCAGGAUGGUCUCGAUCUCCUGACCUCGUGAUCCGCCCGCCUCGGCCUCCCAAAGUGCUGGGAUUACAGGCGUGAGCCACCAUGCCCGGCCAAAACAAAAACUUUGAGAAAAUAAGUAGCUUACUUGAAAAUCACAGUGGGAUGUUGUGAAGAGUAGGCAUGCGAUAAAUACUACUGACAAAGACACCUGCUUCUGCAAAUUCCCUCUCAGGUAUGUUGAGGCAGCUGAGGGAUUUAUACCAAGGCAUGAAACUGCUUUCCUUCAUCUCUUGAGUAAGAGUAUGUGGCUGGCUGGGAGUUGGGAGUCCAUAAGGUUCAGGCCACUCUCAGGCUGUGUGACCUUGGGCCAGCCACCAGUCCUUGCUGGGUUUUUUUCUUCAUCUAUAGAAUGCCAUGGUAGACCAGGUGCACCAGUUUGGCAUGCAGCAAGUCUGGACCAGGAAGGAGACCAGCUGGGUCUUGGCCCUAAGCACCACUGUGCAUGGGGCUGAGGAUCCAGGAAGGGAGGCCUCCCAUUUAGACCCCAAGCUGUCCCAACCAGCUCAUUUCUCCUGUAGCCUGCAUCCCACCACAGGCCUGGCUGGCCUCUGAGGUCUUGUUAAAAUGCUGGGCCUUGGAGACCCUCUCUGGCGGCUCCCUUUCCAUUAGGGCACCUUCUCCAGGGAGCUUUCCCUGACCUCCAGGACAGCGCGUGGCAAGCACUGCCCACAGCACCGGCUGUCCCACACAAUUCCAACCUCCCUCUAACCUUCUGUACCUGAUCAUCCACUAUUAAUUGGUCUUCACAUUUGUAUAACAUUUUUCAAUUACAAAGCACUUUUGCGGCCAUUCAUCUCUUUGAGUGGCAGCCUAAGCUGCUAUUUAUUGACACUUCCUGUGUGCCAGGCCCUUGGCUGGCCUCUUUCCAUGCAUUAUCAUGCAAUUCUCAGAGCAAUUCUGUGAAAUCCACAUUUACAGAUGAGAAAAUUGGGACUCAAGCAAGCCAGAUAUGUAGCCCUAUUACACAGAGAUUUGAACGAAGUCCCAUGAAAUAAUCUGGGUCAUUCCUAACAACAGCUUCUGAAGCUUUCCUAUGUGCCUAAAUCACGGGACCUGUUUAAAAAUCAGCUUCUCGUUCCACAGGUCUUGAGUGGGGCCCAAGAUUCUACAUUUCUGACAGGCUCCCAGGUGAUGCUGAUGCUGUCUCUUGAAGAACCGCACUUUGAGAAGCAAGGCCCUGAAUCACUGGGCAAUUUGAGACCCCAAGCUGGCAAGGCUGUUUCCUUAUCUGUCAGAUGGGUGAAGUAGCCCUGGCUUACAUAGAUGGAAUGACUCCCGGAUGAUAUAGUGCCUGUGAAAUGCCUGGCACACAAUAGGCGCUCAAUAAAUGCUAGCUCUUCUCCUUCGAUAGGAGCUGGCAUGAGUCUGGGUACACAACAGAUGCUCAAUAAAGCCUUGUCCAAUGGAUUGAGCCUAGUAUUUUUCCCGAAGGCAGAGAAUAAACUGUAUUAUGUUUCCCCUUGGAAUGAAGCCAAACUCAAUAUUAAUUUCUUUCUUGAACUACAGAGUUUCAAAAAGAAAUAAAGGCAAACUAGAGUGAUUGCAGUCUGAAGCGAGCCUCUGUAAUUUCUGUAAUUACAGAACGAGAGCAAAGCAAAGCAGGCAUGAGCACAGUCUCAUGGAGGGAGUGGGGUGGGGAUGGGGGGAGGGGAAGAGCAGGCCCUACUCCCAGACCCACUACUCCCCCUCCUCGCUUCCCUGGCUUUUCAGGGCUCCCCACUCACUCCAUGGCGGGGCCAUGGCCUGGGACAAUGGCAGCCCUGAGACUGCAGCCCUGGCCUCUCGGUCUCUGCCUAGGUCCCCACCCCACGCAGCCGCCUGUCCCUCUGAUGCAGUGGGACAGAGGGAGAUUGUCCAAGGUGGUUUCCACACGCUUCCCUCCCCCUUGCCUGCCAUCUGGUCCAGGGCUGGGCUGCUCACAGCCAAUCAUCCAGCAAGGCCCAUGGCCCACGGGCCCCACCUCCAGAAUAGAUCCCGGGUGUCGGUGACACUUCCCCCCACUUCUGCCCAUCCAGCCACCCCCAUGCAAGCCACCAUCAUCUCUCUGGACUGGCAGCCUCUGAUCAUGUCUCCCUGCUUCCCCCUUGCCCCUAUGCAGCCUUUUCUGGGCAGCCAGAGGGAGACUCUUAAACUAACUGUAAGUCAGAUCUCCCCCACCACUUCAGCCCCCACUUCCUCCCAUCCCACUUAGAAUGAAACCUGAAUCCUUGCUGUGACCUCUGAGACCUGUGUGACCUGGCCUCUGCCUGAAUCCAUUUCCUCUCACACUGGACUCCAACCACCUUGGGCACCUUGGUGUCUUUCAAAAGUGCCAGGCUCCUUCCUGCCUCAGGGCCUUUGCACUUGCUGCUCCCUCUGUUUGAAAUACUGUAUCCCAGAGAGUCCCAUUUCUGGCCCCUAAUUCAGACUGAAUUUUUUUUUUUUUUUUUUUUUUUUUGCUCAGGCCAAAUAAAACAAGCCCAAGGGCCAGUUUUGACCCAUUUUGCCACUUCUGAUGUAGGGCUUCCAAACUGUACAUGUUUUCUUUCCCUACAAAGCAUCUUGUCAUUCAGAGAUUGGCGGAGGAAUUCUUUGUGCUUGGUUUGGCCCCAUUUUUAUCAAUGGCUUUAACACUUGGUCAUAGAGCAUACACUGAGGAAGGAUGGGAUAUCCUGGGAAUGUUUUACCAUCUUCCUGCCUGGAGUGUCUUUCACUAACUCCGUCCUUCCCAGAGGCCCCAUGAGCGAGUCAUCUUCUGGUUUACGAAUCUGAUCCCAUUAUCAGCCCUGCCCCAUCCCUGCAGCUAGUCCCCAGGUUCCUUAGCCCGGUGUCCAAGACCCUUCAUAUACUGACCUUCCUAGCUUCACACUGUAUACUUUAGUACAUGUGUUUCCCUCCACUUGGAACGCCUUUUCUCUCUUUUUAAACCUGAUGAACACCUAUUCAACCUUCAAAGCCUUGCUCAAAGGACCCCUCGCCUAGGAUACUUUCUCUGGCUGUAUUAAUGCGUUUCUUCUAGGCCUCCCGUGUCUUGUUCUUACACCUCUUGCAGCACUUAUCACAGGGUAUUAUGAUCAGCUAUAGGCAGAAAUAUUUCUCCUUCUAGGCCAUGACCUUGACAAGGGCAAUGGUCUUGUCUUAUUAAAUUCUCACACCCUGAGUGUCCACCCCAGCUCCACCCACAUAGGAGGCCUCAGUAAGUAUUUACAGAAAUGAAUCUUUCUGCUGGAACCUGUUAGUUCACUGAUUCGGAUUCUGGUGACCAGGGUGUAGUUCAGAAUACAAAAUGCUUGAAGAGACGGCUCCAUUGUCGUUUCAGCACAUAGCAUGUGCUCAGUAAAUACUUGCAGAAUGAAUGUCUUAGUGAGUGAGUACAGAGGACCUGACCUGUCAUCACUGGUGGUCUCACAUUAAUAGUGCCCUUUGAACGUGGCUUUGGUGGAAUUAAGUUAAUCAUGGUAUAGUAUGCACCUGAAGGAAUGUGGAGCCGCAUUCUGGGUCUGCAGAAUGUUGUCACCUGAUGAAGAAGAACUGGAAGACGCUGGAAGAAGGCUUUGGAAAAAUGCCCAGAUCAUGAGAAGGUGAGAGGUGUUUCUUCCGCCUGCUCCACCAGCAGGUAAAGGAGGCUGAUCACAGGCUGGCACUCAGGGCGAGGUGGAAGAAAUGCGUGGUCUUGCCACUACAGACCCGCAGAGCUGUCCUCCAACAUGAUCCAAGAGAGCCACAAAACACAGGGGUGUGUCUUGGGAAAGGAAAAGUAACAACUUGCAAAAAGGUUGGUUCUGCUUCAGAGAAAUAUUCUAGAAAGACAGCCAAGUUACCCUGCCGUGAACUCACACACACCUGUGCUUUCUGCAUGUUAUGUUUCAUAGGAGAGGGAAGUGCCAGGAAUUAAAAUUGCGGAUGCACUGUUCCCCAGGUGUGUGGGUGAGGCACGCUUCCUGGGACCACUCCAUUUAAGCAUUGGGUCCCAGGCAUGUUCACUACUAGCAGGAGGCUCUUUAUCAAUUUCCUCCCGUGGACCAGAUGAUUGGGAUUUUUUUUUCUACCAGACUUUAUUACAGAAUAACUAUUUUUGUAUUAACUAAACAAACAAAUGUACCGCUCCCAGCUUCUGACUGGCCCAAGGUGCUGAGCUAGACCUCUUUGCUUUGGUACAAAGAGAGCCCAAAUCCAAGAGACUUGGCAUUUCUGUUAGCUGGUAUUCCCCAGGGGGACUAAAAGGAUGAUUUCCACUGGAUUUUUUAAAAUGCUGAAGACACUGAAAGACCUGAAUAGUAAGCCCUUAAUAAACGUUAUUCGGUAUUAUUAUUGUUGUUGUUGUAGCCUUCUGGGAAGUUGCGAAUGCCAAAUUAAGAACAAUGGACCCAUACCCAGAUGGUGGCCAUUGCAGUGAUAACAAUGACUGAGAUUUGCUAAGCCCUAACUAUAUGCCAGGCAUAGUUGUACAUGCUUUACACACACGAUCUCAUUUAAUCAUCACCAUAACCCUCGGAAGGAGUUAUUAUUAUCUUCCCAUUGUAUAGAUGAGGGUCAGAGAGGUGAAGUAACUCACCCAGCAUUAGUAGGUGUUGGAGGGAGCCGAGGUCUGUCUGACUCAGCACCAGGGUGGCUUUGCUGCUGUGUAAGUCAAAGAGCCUUCUCAGUUCUAAAUCCUCAAAGAAGUAUGAGUUAUAUAAAUUCAUGGCUUUACUUUGUUUAUCUUCAUAUUGUGCCAUAUCUUCUAAAAGGAAAACUCCAAAUAUAGUCAUGUGGCUCCUCCUAGGGAAUUAUAGGCAUUUGACUGAAUCUGAAUACAUAUCCCCGUAUUCCAGAAAUUGGAAAUCACAUGUAUGUCUUCUUUAUGGUGAGGUCUUCAGAGCAGCCACCGUCUCUGAUCGUUCAGGGCUUGGCAUGAGGAGGUGCUCAAUAUAGUCAUGGAGAAGAACUCAUGGACUGAACUUCCUGGUGAACCAGAGGGAUGGUGCAGAGAUUUAAGAUUGCAACAGGAACCCCCAAGCCAAUGUAAGCAAAACAUCUAUUUCAUGACUAUGGGAAUGUUUUGUAAAAUCCAAGCACCAGCCUGAAGAAAGCCUGGAACUGCAAACUAGGAGCUUUGAGACACUCUAUCUUUUGAUGUCUAGUUUUCUCCUUCCUCAGCAGACCAAAUCUCACUCUGAGUACAAGAUGGGCAGAGGAUGGCUGCCCCAGAGUCCCCAAGUCACUGGCAAAACUGCCCUUCUUCCUGGGUCCCAUGCCAAAUUCCAGGGAAGGAAUUUGAUUGGCUAGCCUGGGUCAGGUGGUCAGUCCUGAUUCAAGGUGAUUGGAUCAUUUUGAACAAAUAUGGCAGCUGGAGCCCACAAGGGUAGAUCAUGGGACCGUUAAGGGCAUCAUUGUUACCAAAGUUAAUGGCUGAGGCUGCUCUCUCCUGCGUAUCCCAAGAGUCCCUGGUAGACCACAGAAUCGGCCGCCUUCUACUAUCCUGCCAUUCUCCAGAAGGGGAGGCAGGCACCCUACUGAGUCCAGAGCUCUCUCUAACAUUGCCAUGCCCAGGCCAGGAUCUAGAUGGGCAUCCAAGACCAGCCUGUGUGCCGUGAAGGAGUUCAAAGUGAGCAGGCCAUCCCUGAGAACGAGGAGCAGGGGUGUUAGGAAAGUUUGGAUUAUCUGAAGAUGGCCUGGUUCUCCGUGAACUCUGGGAGGAGAUGAUGGUGUUUGGAUCUCACCCAGGGUGGCAGAAGGAGGCCUUCUGGAGCUGACCCACCCCCGACGACCAUCAGGGUGCCCUUGAGCCGCAAAACUGCUGUCCACGUGGACCGGGGGUGACAUCGCACGUCCAUCUGCCAGGACCCCUGCGUCCAAAUUCCGAGACAUGGCGACCAACGGCAGCAAGGUGGCCGACGGGCAGAUCUCCACCGAGGUCAGCGAGGCCCCUGUGGCCAAUGACAAGCCCAAAACCUUGGUGGUCAAGGUGCAGAAGAAGGCGGCAGACCUCCCCGACCGGGACACGUGGAAGGGCCGCUUCGACUUCCUCAUGUCCUGUGUGGGCUAUGCCAUCGGCCUGGGCAACGUCUGGAGGUUCCCCUAUCUCUGCGGGAAAAAUGGUGGGGGAGCCUUCCUGAUCCCCUAUUUCCUGACACUCAUCUUUGCGGGGGUCCCACUCUUCCUGCUGGAGUGCUCCCUGGGCCAGUACACCUCCAUCGGGGGGCUAGGGGUAUGGAAGCUGGCUCCUAUGUUCAAGGGCGUGGGCCUUGCGGCGGCUGUGCUAUCAUUCUGGCUGAACAUCUACUACAUCGUCAUCAUCUCCUGGGCCAUUUACUACCUGUACAACUCCUUCACCACGACACUGCCGUGGAAACAGUGCGACAACCCCUGGAACACAGACCGCUGCUUCUCCAACUACAGCAUGGUCAACACCACCAACAUGACCAGCGCUGUGGUGGAGUUCUGGGAGCGUAACAUGCAUCAGAUGACGGACGGGCUGGAUAAGCCAGGUCAGAUCCGCUGGCCACUGGCCAUCACGCUGGCCAUCGCCUGGAUCCUUGUGUAUUUCUGUAUCUGGAAGGGUGUUGGCUGGACUGGAAAGGUGGUCUACUUUUCAGCCACAUACCCCUACAUCAUGCUGAUCAUCCUGUUCUUCCGUGGAGUGACGCUGCCCGGGGCCAAGGAGGGCAUCCUCUUCUACAUCACACCCAACUUCCGCAAGCUGUCCGACUCCGAGGUGUGGCUGGAUGCGGCAACCCAGAUCUUCUUCUCAUACGGGCUAGGCCUGGGGUCCCUGAUCGCUCUCGGGAGCUACAACUCUUUCCACAACAACGUCUACAGGGACUCCAUCAUCGUCUGCUGCAUCAAUUCGUGCACCAGCAUGUUCGCAGGAUUCGUCAUCUUCUCCAUCGUGGGCUUCAUGGCCCAUGUCACCAAGAGGUCCAUUGCUGAUGUGGCGGCCUCAGGCCCCGGGCUGGCGUUCCUGGCAUACCCAGAGGCGGUGACCCAGCUGCCUAUCUCCCCACUCUGGGCCAUCCUCUUCUUCUCCAUGCUGCUGAUGCUGGGCAUUGACAGCCAGUUCUGCACUGUGGAGGGCUUCAUCACAGCCCUGGUGGAUGAGUACCCCAGGUUCCUCCGCAACCGCAGAGAGCUCUUCAUUGCUGCUGUCUGCAUCAUCUCCUACCUGAUCGGUCUCUCUAACAUCACUCAGGGGGGUAUUUAUGUCUUCAAACUCUUUGACUACUACUCUGCCAGUGGCAUGAGCCUGCUGUUCCUCGUGUUCUUUGAAUGUGUCUCUAUUUCCUGGUUUUACGGUGUCAACCGAUUCUAUGACAAUAUCCAAGAGAUGGUUGGAUCCAGGCCCUGCAUCUGGUGGAAACUCUGCUGGUCUUUCUUCACACCAAUCAUUGUGGCGGGCGUGUUCAUUUUCAGUGCUGUGCAGAUGACGCCACUCACCAUGGGAAACUAUGUUUUCCCCAAGUGGGGCCAGGGUGUGGGCUGGCUGAUGGCUCUGUCUUCCAUGGUCCUCAUCCCCGGGUACAUGGCCUACAUGUUCCUCACCUUAAAGGGCUCCCUGAAGCAGCGCAUCCAGGUCAUGGUCCAGCCCAGCGAAGACAUCGUUCGCCCAGAGAAUGGUCCUGAGCAGCCCCAGGCCGGCAGCUCCACCAGCAAGGAGGCCUACAUCUAGGGUGGGGGCCACUCACCGACCCGAUACUCUCACCCCCCGACCUGGCUGAGUGCGACCACCACUUGAUGUCUGAGGAUACCUUCCAUCUCAACCUACCUCGAGUGGCGAGUCCAGACACCAUCACCACGCAGAGAGGGGAGGUGGGAGGACAGUUAGACCCCUGGGUGGGCCCUGCUGUGGGCAAGGAUACCCGGUGGCUUCUGGCACCUGGCGGGCUGGUGAUCUUUUUAAUCCAGGCCCCAUCAGCAUCCCACGAUCGGCCUUGGUAACCGCUGCGGUAGAUCAUUUUUAUCCCGCCAGGGAGUGUGAUGCAGCAAGGCCACAUGUGCUCCUGGCUUUUAAACCUGUUCCUGACUGUUCUCUUACUGCCGAAACCCUUGACUGUUAUCUCGGACUUUGCAGGAGUUCCUUUCCCUCCGAACGCUGCUCCAUGCACAGGAAAAGGGCAUUUUGUACAAUGGGGACUUCCCGGGAAAGCUUGCUCUUAAGUACCAGAAGCCGGCGGAGCUCUGGCUUUCGUGUUUUUGGUUUUCUCCUUCCCAAGGCAGCUGGAUUAAAAAAACAAAACAAAACAAAACAAAAAAACCCAGGGGCCUCAGUCGAUAUUCCCAGGGCCGCUUCUCCUGCAGUCUGUGGAGCGUCCUUGUCCCCGCCGCCGGAAUGAAUGAGCAUUCUGCAGCCCGAUGUCCCUGUCCCCUCCUCGCCGGGCCAUUCUGAUUGGACCUGGCCCAGUGCAAUCUGUCCAGACAAGCCCUGCUUGCUGGAAAACUGCCACAAGCACAAUUGAUCUCUUUUUAUCGCCAUUCCAGGGGCCUCAGGUCCUACUGGGGAAACUUCCUAUACCGGAGCUCCAGUUUCUCUUAAGCUGCCCAAUUUCACAGAGUACAAAAUAGUUGUAGGGGAAAUCAAGGUGAAGGAUCUGUCCGACAGUCAAGACGGAUCCACAGUAAUCUUUCGGUCUCCUUAAACUACCACCCUCGCUGCCACCCACCCCAAGCUGCUGCUGCCUCACCUUCCUUGAAAUUUCUCAGCGGGAGUCUCCUCACUGCCACUAAAACCCACCCAGCCCACUAACUGAGGAGCUAGUGUUAAUCCAGAGAACCCCCCGCAAUGUGCUUCCGAGAUUCAGACUGCUUCAUUGGGAAGUAUGAUUUGUUCCUUUCUGGAAUUGGGCUCCGUGGUGGCGGCGGUACUUCAAGCAAAGACAGUUUCUUGCAAGCUCCAGUAGCUCCGCGUGUGUCAUUUGCCAGGAAGAUGGGUUCCCACGUAGCAAAUCGUACAUUGUGCCCUGUAGCUCCUUAGCUAGUUAGCUCACAAGCCGUGUUUUAUGACUAAUCCUUAAUAACUAUGGUAAAUAACUGUGACUGUGGGGUUUUUAAUCUCUUGUCAUUCUCAUCCGAAAGUGACCAGCAUACCAGUUCUUGCAAUAAGAUAUUACCCUCAGAAUAUUAAGCACAUUAUUGUAGAGAAAAAAAAAUAUGUGUACACAUAUGAACGCACAACAUGCACAUUCAUCCUCACGUGUGGCACGUAAGGUCUCCUUUGAUAUUGUGUAGGAAAUGUGAAGCCUUUUCCUGAGGUCAUCUGUAAAAUAGUCUCAUUGCCAAGGCAUCCCCAGUGCCAGUUGGUGAAUCCAUGAUCAAAAUGCAUACGUAUUGUUAAAUGAUAAGGUUUAGAAUGACAGGAACCCAUCACUGUGUCUCAUGGUCCCACUUCCCCAUCUGUGUGUGAAUUCCUUUAGACUAAGGGCAGGAAGACUUCCAACUUUCUCUUUGUUCUUCAAUGUGAAACUGAGACCAAGUCUCUCUAAGACAAAUGCAGUGUAUUUAAUGUUUGUAAGCAAUUCUAAGUGAGAUGUUUGGCAAGAAAUCCCCUAACUGAUUUCCAUCCAAACCUACCUUAUAGAGCACAAUAUUAAGUGUUGUACAAUUACUGUGAGAACUGUGAAUAUGUGUAACUUUUUUUUAGUAUUUGCCCGGGGGGAAAAGAUAUUGUAUUAUCAUAUAUGCUUUUUUUGCAAUAAGGAUUUAUUCUCAGAACACCAAGUAAAUCUAUCUCUAUAUAAAAAAUAUAUGUAAUAUAUACAUAUUCAAAGUAUAUACAGAGCCUGUUUUAAAAAAUACAGUAUUAUUUAGUAAAAUUAUCUGUUCUAUGGACCAAAUGUAAAAUAUUUAUAAAUGAAGAUGCAUUUUAAAUGUCUAUAAAUGGUGUCAUAACUAGAGCACGGGCGUUAUGUAAGUUUCUAAGAAUUUAGAGGAUAAAUAAUAAAGGUUCUAUGAUAUACAA
This is a messenger RNA of Gorilla gorilla gorilla (western lowland gorilla), 9965 nucleotides long. It is a transcript of the gene SLC6A1, whose product is annotated as solute carrier family 6 member 1. The coding region runs from base 5880 to 7679 and encodes 599 amino acids. Gene Ontology annotation, cellular component: axon; plasma membrane; cell surface. The record is from RefSeq and is a predicted model, not a curated record. Gene Ontology annotation, biological process: sodium ion transmembrane transport; nitrogen compound transport; amino acid transport. Lineage: Eukaryota; Metazoa; Chordata; Mammalia; Primates; Hominidae. The transcript is spliced from 16 exons. Gene Ontology annotation, molecular function: gamma-aminobutyric acid:sodium:chloride symporter activity.